Trichosporon asahii var. asahii CBS 2479 is the source of this 1101-nucleotide messenger RNA. RefSeq names its product sorbitol dehydrogenase. Lineage: Eukaryota; Fungi; Basidiomycota; Tremellomycetes; Trichosporonales; Trichosporonaceae. The record is from RefSeq and is a predicted model, not a curated record. The transcript has 5 exons. Bases 1 to 1101 code for a protein of 366 amino acids. Gene Ontology annotation, biological process: D-sorbitol catabolic process. Gene Ontology annotation, molecular function: L-iditol 2-dehydrogenase (NAD+) activity; zinc ion binding.
AUGGCCACUACCACCGAGGUCAAGACCGACAAUCCCAGCUUUGUCCUCCACGGCGUACACGACGUCAAGAUCGAGGAGCGCCCUAUUCCCGAGAUCGAGGGAGACCAGGUGCUUGUCGCCAUCUCCAAGACCGGUAUCUGCGGUUCGGACGUCCACUACCUCGAGCAUGGUGCCAUCGGCUCCUUUGUUGUCAAGGAGCCCAUGUGCCUCGGUCACGAAAGCAGCGGAAAGGUCGUGAAGCUUGGUCCGAAGGUUCCUACAUCGGCUAACCUCGCUGUCGGUGACCGCGUUGCCCUGGAGCCUGGUAUGGGCUGCCGCGUCUGCGAGAUGUGCAAGAGUGGCAAGUACGAGUACGGCACUCUCUGCCGCUACUACAAACUCCCGUAUGACCUACUCUACAAGCUGUCCGACAAUGUCUCGGACGAGGACGGCGCCAUGAUGGAGCCCUUGUCGGUUGCGACCCACGCUCUCAACACCUUGGCCCAGCUGCGGUCCGGCGAGAAUGUGGUUGUCUUCGGUGCCGGACCUGUUGGUCUUCUCUGCAUGGCUGUCGCCAAAGCGCUCGGCGCUGCCCGUGUUGUCGCGGUGGACAUCCAGAAGGAGCGGCUGGACUUUGCCAAGAGCUAUGCCGCCACGGACAUCUACUUGCCUCCUGCCAAGAAAGAGGGUGAAGACCUGGAGGCGUACGAGGCCCGCAACGCUGCUACCCUCCGUGAGACUCUCAACAUUCCCGAGAUUGGCCUCAGCGCUCUCCAGGUUUGCAUCGACGCUACCGGUGCCCCGGUAUGUAUCGGCACCGGCUUGCAGCUUCUCGCCCCGGCCGGUCGUUUUGUCCAAGUCGGCAUGGGUCCCAGCACCGUUCCCAUCCCCAUGUUCGCCAUUGUCACCAAGCAGCUCAAGGUGCUCGGCUCGUUCCGUUACGGCGAGGGAGACUACCCUCUUUCGAUUUCCCUCGUCUCUCGUGGUCUCGUUGACCUCAAGCCCCUCGUCACCCACCGCUAUGCCUUCAAGGACGCCGAGGAGGCUUUCAACAUCACCAAGAAUGGCCACGGCAAGGAUGGCAAGCCCGUUAUCAAAUGCAUUAUCGACCCUCCCCAGUAG